Naegleria gruberi is the source of this 651-nucleotide messenger RNA. RefSeq lists its product as uncharacterized. The transcript is spliced from 2 exons. Bases 1 to 651 code for a protein of 216 amino acids. Lineage: Eukaryota; Heterolobosea; Eutetramitea; Acrasida; Naegleriidae. Gene Ontology annotation, cellular component: endoplasmic reticulum membrane. Gene Ontology annotation, biological process: intracellular sphingolipid homeostasis; ceramide metabolic process; negative regulation of ceramide biosynthetic process. The record is from RefSeq and is a predicted model, not a curated record.
AUGAGAAAGAAUUUAACUGUUAAUACAAGUCCUUCCAACAAUUCGUCAUCAUCGAAUCUUGAUGUCCCUGCUGGAACUUCACCUACUCAUUCUCCUUCACUUUUUAAAUCACAAAUGACUCGUUCCGAAUCACAAUCCUUUUUGACUAUAUCUGCUACAAAUGAAGGAGAGAUUGUGAGUACAAACUUUAAUGUUCAACCUUUUGGAGCAACUGUUGCUUGGGUUGUUUAUGGAUUGGUUAUAGCUUUGGCUUAUUGGGCAAUUCACUUUGCUCUUGUAUUAUAUGGAAAAGCCUUCGGAGACUUGCAAGAUACUACAAGAAAAGUAUACACUUGGACUAUUUUGAAUCUUCUUCACUCUUUGAUUACUUUUGUUCUUUUCCAUUGGAAGAAGGGUUCUCCAUAUGAUUACUCGAUGGGCUACAAUGACCACAGUAGAUUAACAUUGUGGGAACAAUUGGAUGAUCAAAAACAAUUCACACCAACACGUAAAUUCAUGUUUGUUGUGCCUUGUGUGUUGUUAUUGCUCACUUCCUACUUUGUCGGAGAUAAUAUGCUCUUGCUCUUUGUCAAUGUGGUAGCUACCGUUGUUGUUGUCUUGGCUAAAUUGCCAAGUUUCCACAAGAGGAGAAUUUUCGGAAUUAACAAGUAA